AUGACCAUGGUUUCUACAUUCUACGAAAGGAUAUAUACAAAAAUAAUUUUGCCUUCAAAAACACUGAAUCUUCUGGCAAUAUACAGAAGUCCAAAUGAAAAUGAUGAUAUGUUGUUGCUGAUGAUUCAUGAAUUUUUGGACACGCGUGGUCGUCAUGUGUUGGUUGGUGAUUUUAACUUCCCUAAGAUUGAUUGGAUCACAAAUAGUUUCGGUGGUUUACCAGUAAAAAUUCAGAAUAGAUUUCUAAAGGUCCUCAAUGAUAGAUUCCUGCUACAGUUCAUCACUGAAGCAACCAGAACAAGAGGUAUGCAGCGGCCACACAUCCUGGACUUAUUGAUUACCGACUACAAUUUUGUAAAAAAUAUUAAAUACUUUGCCCCAUUGGGAAAAAGUGACCACUCAGUCAUUGUUGCAGAGUUUUGUGAUUUUGGUUUGCGACAAACCCCGGUCAGUAUGAAACAUUGUUUUAAUGCAGGUAGGUUUAGUACAUUCAAAAUGACUCCUGAGUUGCGAGAGCUCAUCAAGCUAGAGCAUUAUUAUUUGAGGACAUACAUGUUUGGAAAAAACGAAUUAACGAAUUUUCGCCAGUCAAGAGAGGAAGUGAGAAAACUGACCAGAUCAUUGUCGAGAGAAAAACAGAAUGAAAUAGCAAAAAAUUACAAAUUAAAUCCUAAGGUGUUUUGGAAAUACGUGAACAACGUUACUCAUUCCAGAGAUAAAAGGGUGGGCGAGAUAAGAAUUUAUGAAAACAUGGUCCUUAAAAAGCUCAAUGGUCUUAACCUUAACAAGUCACCAGGCCAUGAUGGUAUUCAUCCAAGCGUUCUCUGGGAGAACUCAUCAGAUAGUGCUUUCCUCUGCCUUUAUAAAUCUCUGGUACGCUCACAGUUGGAGUUUAGUGUCCAAGUUUGGUAUCCAUACAGAUUGGGUCUAGCAAAAAAAAUAGAGUACAGAAAAGACUUUAUCGACUUAAGUUUGAACUUUGCUAUGAUGAUUCUGAAUUAUUCGAGAUUACGAUCAUUUUAA
This is a messenger RNA of Helobdella robusta, 1023 nucleotides long. RefSeq lists its product as hypothetical. The record is from RefSeq and is a predicted model, not a curated record. Bases 1 to 1023 code for a protein of 340 amino acids. The transcript is spliced from 5 exons. Gene Ontology annotation, molecular function: catalytic activity. Lineage: Eukaryota; Metazoa; Annelida; Clitellata; Rhynchobdellida; Glossiphoniidae.